Molecule: messenger RNA, 774 nt
Organism: Alosa sapidissima (American shad)
Lineage: Eukaryota; Metazoa; Chordata; Actinopteri; Clupeiformes; Clupeidae
Product: vegetative cell wall protein gp1-like
Exons: 2
Coding region: 220-774 (184 amino acids)
Source: RefSeq, a predicted model, not a curated record
UAGCAGACUUUCUGGCAGCACUUUGGCAUACAUCUGGCGAUUUUGGGCUUUGUUUUGGCAGACCAAAACUUUUGGCUUCAAUUUGGCAUGAUUAUGGGCAGCCAUAACAGAUAAGAAGGCGCCAGUAGUGUAUGGCUGAAUUAUGGCAUAUUUCUGGCCAACCGUAGCAUUAGAUUAAGAGCGGGGACAGCAUCUGAUGACGCAUACGGGCUGUUUGGCAUGUUUAUGGACAGCCAGAAGAUGGGCGAAGAGCAGGACAGAGUUUUGGCAUGUUUCUGGCUAACCAAAAGACUCAGCAAAGACCGGGAAAUUUUAAACUUUCUAUUCGGACAAGACCCAGCCUAUCCCCCAGUUCGACCAGCGAUCGCAGUUGAGUGCAUAAUGGCAUACAGUCAGCACCCAGCUACCCAGCCAUUCAGCCGCCCAGCACCCAGUUUCACAGCUACCCAUUCAUCCAGCUACCCAGCACCCCAGCCGCCCAGCUGUCCAGCCACAGGCACCCAGCUACCCAGCCAGCCACCCAACUACCCAGUUGUCCAGCCACAGGCACCCAGCCAUCCAGCACCCAGCUACCUAGCCGCCCAGCCGCCAGCUACCCAGCCACCAUCUGCCCAGCUACCCUGCUACCAGCUACCCUGCCACCAGCUUCCCAGCUAUCCAGCACCCCAGCGAUGCAGCACCCAGCUACCCAGCCAUGCAGCACCCCAGCCACCCAGCUACCCAGCACCCAGCUACCCAGCCAUCCAGCACCCAGCACCCUACCAAAACAUAUAA